Messenger RNA from Maniola jurtina (meadow brown), 1705 nucleotides. RefSeq names its product 26S proteasome complex subunit SEM1-like. Lineage: Eukaryota; Metazoa; Arthropoda; Insecta; Lepidoptera; Nymphalidae. Bases 566 to 904 code for a protein of 112 amino acids. Gene Ontology annotation, biological process: proteasome assembly; mRNA export from nucleus. The transcript has 3 exons. Gene Ontology annotation, cellular component: proteasome regulatory particle, lid subcomplex. The record is from RefSeq and is a predicted model, not a curated record.
AGAUUAUCACGUUUGAAUUAGUGUGUUUUAGAGGGUGUUGUUAAAGAGUUAAGUUUUUUAUUGUUUACCCGCAAAUAGAGGUAAAGUACUAUACAAUUCCCGGCCGAAAUAGCAAUUACCGACCUCGUUCAGUUUAAAAAGACUCGGCUGGCGUCUAUCCUUACAAAAUCACUUGAGAGGUAUUCGGCUUCGCCUCGGCAAUUAUUCGCUUUAUUUCAGGCCUGGACUGUAAUAGGUAGUUACCGAUUAGAUAACAGGUCCGUAAUUGUUGCGCGAGUUUUUUCGUUCAAUCAAUGUACAAUAAAUAAUCGAUAAUCAUAUAUAAUUAAUCAACGUAAAAUAUAAUAUCAAUCAUAGUACAAUUCUUUUGUUUUAUUCCGAAUAAAAAUCUUCCGAUUUAUUCCGAUUUUUAGCUGACCAAUUUAACGAUAUUUAAUUUUAGACUUUUGUCUGUUUGCAACACUAAGUAGCACCGCCAUUGAGUUUAAAACUUUCGAACUUCCAUAUUGUGAUUUUCACGUGCUAUUUUUUAAAACUUAGUAAAAACCAAAAAUUAAUUUUAAAAAUGGCAGAAAAGCAAGAAGAAGUUGAGCGACAAAAUAUUACUCAGAUUCUAGAAGACGAUGAUGAGUUCCCGGAAGAAGCAUCAGACACAGAAGCGGGCUCACAGCCUGAUGUACAAGAAAUCGAGGAAGAAAUGUGGGAGUCCGACUGGGAAGUUGACCACGUCGAAGACUCGUUCACCAGGGCGUUAGAUGAAGAGGUCAAGAAAAUCCACGAAGAUUCCAAGAAAUCCAAAACGAUGAAAGAAUCCGAAACAAACAAAGAAUCCGAAACGAACAAAGAAUCCGUAAUGAAGAAGGAAUCCGAAACGAAGGAUAAUAAAAAAUUACAUAAUAUGUAAUAUUACCAUUAACUUUAAAUCAAUAAACUAAAUUUAAAAAGUAAAAUUUCUUUAUUUCAGACCUUGACUCUUAAGGUGUUAGUACAAUAUUUACUUAAUAGUAUGUUAGUAUAACUUAACAUAAAAAUAAUUAAGGAUAAAGUUGAAAACUAGUAGUUUAGGCACUACGGUGGAACGGACAGGAUCUGGAUACAAACAUACAUACACACAUACAUACAUAGACUGCUAAAAUCAUAACCCUUCCUUUUGGCUUUGCACAGUCGGGUAAAAAUAAAAUAAAACCUUAAUACUUGCCAGUAUGCACUGAGGGACUAAGUAUGUAUAUAUCCUACACAUAUACACACAUGUGUAUGUAUCCAGUGCCUCAGUAUAGGGCAGCCUGGCUUUUUUGGAUGAUGGAGGCAAGGCAGUGGUUCAGUAUCAACAAGUGCUGGACAAGAGAUUUCUGCAUUCAUAUUAUAGCCCCGGAUGGUUCGUAUCACCCAGCUGAGUGCAAGGCUGACCUCCAAUGCAUACCACAGUCUUCUUAACCUCUGACUCAGGGCACUGCCAGUCUUUCCUCCAGGUCCAAAAGGACAGUUAAAAAUAAGUAACCUAUCAUUAACCUAUAUACCAAUGUAUUACUUUUAUACAAUACUAAGUGCUGCAAUCUUUUCAUAGCAGCUUACUUAUGUUGCUCUAAGUAUUUCUAUGGUAUUUCUCUCAUAUGUGUAGUAAUUUUCAUAAACUGCAGUUUUAUUGUAAUAAAGAAUUAAUUUCUUGUAGCACUUGUAGGUUGUAUGUAGAUUAAAAUUGUUGUUG